UUUUUCUUUAUUUGCUUUGUCAUGAGAAGGAGCUCCCUGUUCGGCAUAAUCUAGACGUUAUGCAUGUGGAGAGGAAUGUGGCUGCAAGCUUGAUUGCGACAUUGUUACAUUGUGGCAAUUCAAAGGAUGGUCUAAAGGCUAGAAAGGAUCUUGAAAGUCUUGGUAUCAGGAAAGAUUUGCAUCCAAAAGCUCAGGGUAAAAGGACAUUACUUCCACCAGCUCCCUGGUCUUUAUCAAAGUCAGAGAAACACAUCUUCUGUAAGCGGCUAUAUGAUUUUAAAGGUCCUGAUGGCUACUGUGCUAAUAUAUCUAGUUGUGUAUCAUUAGAGGAGUGUAAGGUGUUGGGACUCAAAUCUCAUGAUUAUCACGUCCUAAUGCAACAACUACUGCCAGUAGCAAUCAGGGGCUUACUACCUAAGGGUCCUAGGGUAGCCAUUCUCCGCUUAUGCGCUUUCUUCAACCUUCUAUGCCAACGAGUAAUCGAUAUGGAACAACUUCAGCAAAUGGAAUCUGAAAUCGUGGAGACUCUCUGCAUUUUUGAAAGAUUUUGGCCACCAAGUUUCUUCGACAUCAUGGUUCACUUGUGUGUGCAUCUAGGCAGAGAAGCUAGACUUGGUGGUCCGGUCCAUUUCCGAUGGAUGUAUCCAUUUGAAAGGUAUAUGAAAGUCUUGAAAGACUAUGUCAGAAACACAGCAAGACCAGAGGGGUGUAUAGCUGAGUCUUAUCUUGCGGAUGAGUGCAUGAAGUUCUGCUCGGCUUUCUUGACUACUACAACAAAUGUGCAAGAAAAAGAGGACAGAAACACUGAGUAUGAGAGUAAGUCCAUCCUCGAAGGUCGUCCUAUAUCAGCCGCCCGCUCAUUCCAAUUUUCAGAAGCAGAGUUGAAAAUAGCUCAUCUUGCUGUAAUACAGAACACGGCCAUGGUGGAUCCAUAUGUUGAUGCUCAUUUACAACAUCUACAAGACUCGAAUAGUAGAUGUCAAAGGGAUGCAACAUAUUUAUGGCGUAUGCACACUGAAAAAUUUGCAGCGUGGCUAAAGCAACAGAUAUCUAUUGAUUCACCUGAUGAGGAAGACACUCUGAAGUGGCUGGCUUAUGGUCCUCGUAGUAUAGCCAGAUCUUACACAGGCUACAUUGUGAAUGGGCUACGAUUUCACACAAAUGUGGUGCAUAGGCUAAGUCAGAAUAGUGGUGUUUACUAUGAAGCAACAGCAAUGUGUAGAUCUAGUGCAAAGGACACAGCUCAGGUGGUCGACGUUGUAUCCUACUAUGGGAGAGUAGUUGAUAUUAUAUUACUAGACUACAAUGGCUUCUACGUCCCAAUAUUCAGGUGUGAGUGGGCAGUUAAAGGUAACGGUGUGAAGGUAGAGGAUGGCUUUACGCUGGUUAAUUUUAAUCACAGCCACAUAUCCUUUGCAAAGGAUCCAUUCAUUUUAGCAUCUCAAGCGAGACAAAUAUUUUACUCAAGGGACACUGAUGAAUCGAGUUGGUAUGUAGUUAUGAAGGGUCCAUGUAGAAGAUACAGUGAUGAGAAACCUGAAGAUGGACAUGCAGAUGUAGGACCAUUGCCUUCGGAUAUAGAUAUGUGUCUGGAAGACAUAUCAGAUGAGGCUGAGAAUGUCAGAGAUGAUUGUGAAGGAAUAUACGUUUGACAUAUCAGAUGAGUCUGAGAAUGUCAGAGAUGAUUGUGAAGGAAUAUACGUUUUUUUUUUGGGUUUUCCAUGACAUUCUAGUUGGUUACUUUCCAAUGCAAUAUAUGAUUGAUUUCACUGAUUACCUAUAUUUAUUUCUGUUUGCAUAUAGUGUUGAGUUGGUUUGACAUUUGAUUAAUUUUUUUGAGUUUCCCUUUAGUUUGUUGCAGGAAAGCCA
Molecule: messenger RNA, 1869 nt
Organism: Brassica napus (rape)
Lineage: Eukaryota; Viridiplantae; Streptophyta; Magnoliopsida; Brassicales; Brassicaceae
Exons: 4
Coding region: 60-1652 (530 amino acids)
Source: RefSeq, a predicted model, not a curated record